Molecule: messenger RNA, 306 nt
Organism: Ostertagia ostertagi
Lineage: Eukaryota; Metazoa; Nematoda; Chromadorea; Rhabditida; Trichostrongylidae
Source: the annotation of a GenBank genome assembly
AUAUCGCUUACUGAUCUUCCCCCUCCAGCACCAAAGCGAGUGAAGGUGACACCUAAGAAAAAUAUCAAUCCCAUCAAUCCGAACAUAUCAGUCUCCUCCCUACAGGAAUUGAAGGAUGAACCUUCCAUAUGGCUUCGUCUCGACCAGAACGAAAAGCUCGAUGUUUUGAAAGUAUUUUUCCCUACAAGGGUUGUCGAAUGUUUUGCUAUUCGUCCAUCUUCAAAGAAAUGUCCAACUUUCAACGACUACAAAAGAGCAGUUGCUCAUCUGGAUUCAUGUGUUCAGCCGAUGUAUUUGACAUACGUG